CAAAUUCAAACUGCAUUUUCGCUUCGGCUCGAUCAGAGUUUCGUGGAGUUUUCGCUCGAAUCUCAGCAACAUUCGACUUACAAAUUGUAUAUUACUAUUCAUCAACUAUUCGGACAACAAAUUAUAUUUCUAAACUAAAGCCGCGUUCAGUUAAAAAAACACGCGAUCCAAAAGUCGAAAAAGAGAUAUAAGAGCCAAGCGUCUGCCGAUCUUUGUGUUACUUGUGUUUGUAUAGAUAUAAAAAAAUAAUCAAAAUGGUGGGCACGACACUGAAAAUGCGCGGUGACGAGAACGCUUCGGAGAAUUUCAAGCAAGUGCAACUGAAAAAAUUGACGGUGCCUUCGCAGGAGGUAACAACAAAACGCGCUGCUUUAGGAGAUUUGCAAAAUCGCGGCAUAAACCGCGCCGUUGCUGCGAAGGAUGCAGCGCAGAAAGAAUCCAAGGAUCUUAAGCUCACAGACGCCCUGCGCAAUGCCAAGGCUCGAGUGGACACUCACUGGAAGAAACAGGUCCUGGGAACCACCACAAAUGGCAAUAACGCCGCACCGCCCAAGGCGAAUGAGGGGGGCGUGUCGGCCUUUUUGCGCUCGAAUUCGGUACGCAAUCGCGUUCCUACCAAGACGACUGUUGAACCCACCAAGCUUACAGCCAAACCGAGUUCCAACGAGAAUGUUAACGAACCUACUCUCAAACGCGAGGACAGCAAUCUGUCCAAGAAAUCGCUUACCAAGUUGAGAGCCGCAUUGGCUAAACCCGUGAUGGGAGUUUCCGGCAUUCGUCGGGAGCCAGUGGUCCGUAAAGAGGUGGAGGUCAAGAAGGACGUGCCGGAAGUCAAGAAGGAGGUGCCCGAAGCCAAGAAAGAUGUGCUCAGGAUGCCACUGAUUAAAACCAGCAGUGUUGUCACUACAACCACCUCUUCGUUGCCAACCACCAUGUCGCUUUCGAGCAAGCGCUUGGCUGGAAUCGAAGAUAUCGAUGCCAACGACAAGGAGAACCUGGUUCUGGUCUCCGAAUAUGUGAACGAUAUCUACGACUAUUUGUACCAGGUGGAGCAGCAGCAACCCAUCCACAAAGACCACUUGGCCGGUCAGAAGGAGGUGUCCCACAAGAUGCGAGCUGUGCUGAUCGAUUGGAUCAACGAGGUCCACCUGCAGUUCCACCUCGCUGCAGAGACCUUCCAGCUGGCAGUGGCCAUCAUCGACCGUUAUUUGCAAGUGGUCAAAGACACCAAGCGCACCUACUUGCAAUUGGUGGGGGUAACAGCUCUUUUUAUUGCCACCAAGUACGAGGAGCUGUUCCCUCCCGCCAUCGGGGACUUUGUUUUCAUCACUGAUGACACCUACACAGCCAGGCAGAUCCGCCAGAUGGAGCUGCAGAUCUUUAAGGCGAUCGACUGUAACCUGUCCCGUCCGCUGCCGAUUCACUUCCUGCGGCGCUACUCGAAGGCUGCCGGCGCCGAGGACGAGCACCAUGCCAUGUCGAAGUACUUCAUCGAGCUCGCUUCUGUGGACUACGAAAUGGCCAACUACAGGCCAUCAGAGAUUGCAGCUGCCUCGUUGUUCCUUUCGCUGCACUUGUUGAACGGAAAUUACCGGGCUGGCACGGGAUUUAAUGAUCGCCACUGGACACCCACUCUGACCUUCUACUCGCGCUACUCAGCCGCUCAUUUGCGACCAAUCACCCGACUGAUUGCGAAGUUGGCCCGUGAUGCUCCCCAGGCCAAGCUGAAGGCCGUCUACAACAAGUACCAGGGCAGCAAGUUCCAAAAGAUCGCGCUGCGAGCGGAGCUGACUGGAGCCCUGAUGGACUCCAUUGUGAGCCAGAGCCAACGGAAGUAGUCGGGGACAGGGCGGAUUGAAAGACCAGAUUUAUUUAGUUUAGUUUAAUUUGUUUUCAUUUUUUAAAUUUGUAGCGUAUUCCAUAUUCUGUUCGUUUCGUGUUCGUUUUAAAAUGCGUAUAAAAACCGUGGUCGCAUAAUUCCAACCAUCGUCAUCAUCGUUAUGAUAAUCAUAAUUAGACAUCGUAAUCUGCUGGAGUCCCUUGAGCAGUUUUUGCCCGCUGCCAAGAGCUGGCUCCGGCUUCUUUGCCCCUGGAGCAAAUGUUGCCGGCGAGUUGGCCGCUGGUAGUGAGUUCCUCCGGGAAAACAGAAAAAAAAACCCGGACCAAACUGAAGCCCGCCUGCUCCUCCCGCUGGGUCCAACUUCUCAGUGAGGAGCGAGUGGCGAGCGGUGGACACCGAGAGAGAGUGGGCAACGAGUUCAUUUGCUGGCCGAACACAUCGGCGUUGUCUCUCCAAGAACUAUAUUUUAUAAACAUUUAUACGCGUGGAACCAUUUCACCACUAUUACUAUUUGUAUUUGUAAUUAGUUUUAAAAUUUGAUGGGAAAUUUGUCGUUCUGUGCAUUACGAAUAAAUCCGAAAAACUUGUGCAAAAAUGUUUCCAAACCUCCCAUGAGACUUAGUUUAUUUGUAAUUUAUACCAUGUAUUCAACAAAUUCAUACAAAAGCCCCUACGCUAGUUUUAUUGUUUACUUUGAAAUAAGCAAAUACAAACUUUUAACCAACAUUGAUGUUUAUAAAAAUAUCUCUGAACAAUACAUAGCAAAUAAAGAAUUGUGUAAUUUUA
This is a messenger RNA of Drosophila ficusphila, 2626 nucleotides long. It is a transcript of the gene CycB, whose product is annotated as G2/mitotic-specific cyclin-B. Gene Ontology annotation, cellular component: cytoplasm; cyclin-dependent protein kinase holoenzyme complex; nucleus. Gene Ontology annotation, molecular function: cyclin-dependent protein serine/threonine kinase regulator activity. Gene Ontology annotation, biological process: mitotic cell cycle phase transition; regulation of cyclin-dependent protein serine/threonine kinase activity. Lineage: Eukaryota; Metazoa; Arthropoda; Insecta; Diptera; Drosophilidae. Bases 255 to 1838 code for a protein of 527 amino acids. The record is from RefSeq and is a predicted model, not a curated record. The transcript is spliced from 5 exons.